AUGUAUUCGGGCACAAACCACCCUGGCAGGCAGCGUGGGGGAGGCGUUGUCAUCUCUUUGAAGUUAUCCAUCUCAUCUCAAAUUCACAUCGUUUUGCCUCAUUCUAUCAAUAAUGCACUGGAAACCCUUUGUCUCAAGUGUACUAUUGACAGUGAACCAUACUUCAUCUGCGCUAUCUAUCAUCCACCAAAUCAUCCAUCAUACGAAGUCUCCACCUUGAUGGGUUACAUCGAUAAACUCUCUAACACUGCGUUGGGGAGCGAAUCAAAACUCAUCAUUGGGGGUGACUUCAAGCAACUCGACCAUCAUUACAUUCUCCAAACAGGUCUGCACCCUAUAUUCUGGGGUCCCUCCCACCAAGGUCACAACCUUGACAGAAUAUAUGGGAUUAAUGAGUCAGUUGAGGCUGUUAAAUCCUGCAGGAGACUGAAUGAUAUAGCUGAGGAUAUUAGGAAAAUUCAGGAAUCCAACAACUUAAUCAACGCUCAGAUAAAAGAUAUCAUGGUAAUAGAAGGGAGAACGACUAAUUGUGAUCUUGAUGGCAAAAUGAGUCUUCUUCAAGAUAACUCAGAAGGCAAUGACCAGAAUCUCAAUGAUAAUAAACGACAAGAUGAUGGAAGAAUCGUCCGUAUUUUACAGACAACAAUCGAUGAUAAAGUUGAUAAAUCAAGUAUUAUAAAACAUUAUAGACUGGGCAAGAGAUCUGAUAAAAUUAGGCCAUUGUUAGUUCAGCUGAAGUCUAAAGUCUUAAAAAAUUUAGUUAUGGAAAACUUGUCCAAUCUGAAAAAGUUGGAUGAAGAUUUGAAAAGAAUCAGCGUUAGUCAUGACUUGACAAGAGAGCAACGAGCUGAAUGUAAAAAAGCUGAUAGAAACUGCGAAAGAGAAAGAAGCUGCUGA
This is a messenger RNA of Helobdella robusta, 897 nucleotides long. RefSeq lists its product as hypothetical. Bases 1 to 897 code for a protein of 298 amino acids. The transcript is spliced from 4 exons. The record is from RefSeq and is a predicted model, not a curated record. NCBI's taxonomy places the organism in Eukaryota, Metazoa, Annelida, Clitellata, Rhynchobdellida, Glossiphoniidae.